AUGAGACAGUCUGCAGGGGCGCCCCCGCAUCAUCAUCACCGCCACAUCAGGCUCGAUCAGCAGCCGCUGGUCCCCGUGCCCAUUCCCUUCGAAGCUCUCCAAAGUGACUCCGUCGACACUCUCACCACUACAACAACUGGAUCGCAACGGACAGUUUCAGCGGAGACAGUCGAGGUGGAGGAGCAUGAAGUCUGCUCCGACAGCGAGUUCGAAACCAGAGAGACGCUCAAGCUGACCGCCCGCAGUGGCGCCGGCUCCGCCUUUCGCCGCGACGUCUCCACCUCGACGCGCCACCCUCCCUCCGUCAGGCGAGUCGCCGCUGGAGCGCGUGAUGCGACGACGAAAGAAAUACAAGAGGAAGAUGAAGCCACUCUCAGAGAGCUGCUUAUUAGUCUGCAGAAGCAGGUGAGCGUUAUGAGCAUAAACCUGAACGCGAAGCUGGACGAGCUGCAGCGCGGCGAUCGCCACCUGGAGACGACGGUGGCGCUCUGCGAGAUCCGCACGCAACUCCAGGAGCUGACCAAGUCGGUGGAGAGCUGCCAGUCGGAGGUGUCGGAGGUGAAGCGCGACAUGGUGGCGAUCAAGCACGAGCUGGACACCGUCCAGCAGGUCAAGGAGGAGAUCGAGGAGCUGCGCGAGUACGUCGACCGGCUGGAGGAGCACACGCAUCGGAGGAAGUUGCGGCUUCUCGAGCAGGGUCUUACAUUAUUCCUCACCUACGCCAUUAUGGCGGCGGUAUUGGGGAUGUUCCAGUUCGGGUACAACACGGGCGUGAUCAACGCGCCCCAAGGUAACAUCGAGAACUUCUUCAAAGGCCUCUACAAGGAGCGAUACGGCCAGGACCUGACCAGCGACAAGGCGGAGAUGCUCUAUUCGAUCGCCGUCUCGAUCUUCGCCAUCGGGGGCAUGUUGGGCGGCUUCGGGGGCGGCAUGGUGGCCAACAAAUUCGGAAGAAAGGGCGGCCUGCUGCUUAACAACGUCUUGGGCAUCACGGGAGCGUGCUUAAUGUGGUGUACGAAAGUCGCGAAAUCCUACGAAAUCCUCUUCGUCGGAAGAUUUAUUAUUGGGGUCAAUUGUGGACUGAAUACCUCAUUAGUACCAAUGUAUAUAUCGGAAAUAUCGCCUUUAAACCUGCGAGGGGGCCUCGGUACCGUCAAUCAGCUAGCAGUUACCAUCGGUCUUCUCCUGUCGCAAGUCCUGGGCAUCGAACAGAUCCUGGGCACCAACGAAGGAUGGCCGUUGCUCCUCGGCCUCGCCGUCGUACCGGCAGUACUGCAACUCGUGCUGUUGCCCGUGUGUCCGGAAAGUCCUCGCUACCUGCUGAUCACGAAGCAAUGGGAGGAGGAGGCCAGGAAGGCGUUGAGGAGGCUGCGCGCCAGCAACGCCGUCGAAGAGGACAUCGAAGAGAUGAGGGCCGAAGAGAGGGCCCAGCACUCUGAGGCCUCCAUCGGCAUGGUGGAAUUGAUAUGCUCGCCGACGUUGAGGAUGCCGCUGAUCAUCGGUAUUGUCAUGCAAUUGAGCCAGCAAUUUUCUGGUAUCAUAGCGGUGUUCUACUACUCGACGAGUUUGUUCGUGAGUUCUGGUUUGCCAGAGGAUAGUGCCAAGUUCGCGACCAUCGGUAUUGGUUGCAUUAUGGUCGUUAUGACGUUAAUUUCCAUACCGCUGAUGGACAGAAUGGGAAGGAGGACGUUACACCUUUACGGAUUAGGGGGAAUGUUCAUCUUCUCUAUAUUCAUUACGAUUUCGUUUUUGAUAAAGGAGAUGAUCGAUUGGAUGUCGUACCUGUCCGUCGUUUCGACGCUCUUCUUCGUUAAAUUCUUCGCCGUCGGGCCCGGUAGCAUACCGUGGAUGAUCACUGCCGAACUGUUCUCCCAAGGGCCCAGACCCGCCGCCAUGUCAAUUGCCGUGCUCGUCAACUGGACCUCGAACUUCGUGGUGGGUCUCGGAUUUCCUUCGUUGAGGAACGCACUAGACAACUACACCUUCCUGCCGUUCAGCGUCUUCCUAGCCAUUUUCUGGAUAUUCACGUACAAAAAGGUUCCAGAAACGAAAAAUAAAACAUUCGAAGAAAUAGCCGCCUUAUUUAGGCAAGGAAAUGGAAGGGUUAGUUUUCGAGAUAGCCGACUGUACGGGAGCAUGUUGAACUGCGUUAACGCAUUCGACCAGCACCUGCCAGUGACGGAGCAGGCCGGAUUGGUUGUGGCAGAGGAAAAAACUCAACACGACUCAUUUCCAAAUCCAUUUGAGAGACCAAUGUUCCAAACAACAUAUAAUUUUAGAAGACAUUCAGCAUACGCCACUGUACCAGCAGGUUCGGACCGAUCGUCCCGCGCCGGCGACGCCGCCGGCGGCCGCCCGCCGCCGCCGCUGCCGCCGCCGCGCUACCCGAACAGCGCCGUUUGA
Phyllotreta striolata is the source of this 2403-nucleotide messenger RNA. Lineage: Eukaryota; Metazoa; Arthropoda; Insecta; Coleoptera; Chrysomelidae. The record is from the annotation of a GenBank genome assembly.